AUGGCAACUCUUCUCCUCACAAAUUUUCUCAACUCUACACCGGAAAUCGCGGAAAGUGAUGAAGAAAUUUUACUGAAAAGGAUCAAAUUCGGUUUAUUUCUUUCAUUUCAAAUUCCAUCGAUUAUUUGUCAUCUAUUUCUUAUUUACCAUCUCAUUCAUGAUCGUUUAUUACGCGUCGCUCUUCGCAAUCAUGUUAUUUUAGUCUUACUCAUUCUCAACUUUUUACUGAUCACCAUUGAUCUAUCCAUAGUACUUGAUUUUCUUUAUAUUGGUUACAUUCGGGAAAAGACUGUGCAGGUUUGUCAAACAUGGAAUCUUCUCGAUUCAUUUCUUUCGAAUUCUUCUUCGUUUCUUAUGGUAUGGGCUUCGAUUGAACGACACAUUAUCAUAUUCCAUGAUCGUCAAUUUCAUAACACUCAACUCAAACGAAUUCUUGUUCAUUACACUCCUNACGGCCAUUUAGAAAGUGCAUUACAUCCGAUCUCCACAUGUCAAAUGGGAUUGUGCAGUGAUACAAGAUUACGAGUGUUCAACAUCAGUCAAGUACGAGUUUGUGAUGCGUCAGCAUUCGGCGAACAGAUCGAUGCUAAUCCAACGGCGACGAUCUUUGCCUUGGCAGAAAGAUUAGCUGAUAUUAUUCGAGAAGAUUACAACGAAUUUCAUGAACCACUUCAAGUCAGAUCGUCGACGCCACGUGUCGCAUCUGGACCAACGAUAUCUGGCACAUCAGUGAACCAUUUGAAAGACUAUUCAAAAUUUUUUCCUGAUGCAGCCUAA
Molecule: messenger RNA, 777 nt
Organism: Adineta ricciae
Lineage: Eukaryota; Metazoa; Rotifera; Eurotatoria; Adinetida; Adinetidae
Source: the annotation of a GenBank genome assembly